This is a messenger RNA of Effrenium voratum, 450 nucleotides long. The record is from the annotation of a GenBank genome assembly. NCBI's taxonomy places the organism in Eukaryota, Dinophyceae, Suessiales, Symbiodiniaceae.
AUGAACUGGAUCCGCGACGUCUUCAGCGAGCUGGACUCCAGUGGUGAUGGCACCGUAACGCUGGGGGAGUUCGAAAACCAGCUGAAUCAUGAGGCGGUCAUUGCCUACUUCAACACUCUGAAGCUGGACGUCAGUGAUGCGAGGACGCUCUUCAAGCUUUUGGACAGUGAUGGCUCCGAUGGCGUGAACAUCGACGAGUUCGUGUCCGGGUGCUACCGCCUGUCCGGGGAGGCCACGACACUCCACACCCAGGUCAUGCAGAUGGACAUCAAGGACAUUCUCAACAAAAUGAUUUGGGUGGUGGGCACUUCGGAGGACUUGCGGGAGAAGAAGCCCCGCAACAGCGGCCGGGUUUCCACCCACUCCAACCGCCCCUCCAUCCGCAACUCCGGCGUCGAGGAGCGGGGCCUCUUGCGGGCCUCGGAACGCUCCGACUUCGGCUUCUGCUGA